AUGCAGACAGUCAAGUGGGAGGCGCUUGCAGCUGGUCCACUGAUUGCAUUUCAUGCAGGUUGCAUAUUGGGCGACGUUUUAUAUCUUCAUGGAGGAGUUGAAGAAAAGAGCUCUCCUACUCCGUCAAAUAAAUUCCACAGUUACAACAUGUCGACGUCGGAAUGGAUAGAAAUUCAGGAGGCAGGAAGUCCUGCGCUUAGCCAUCAUGCUUGUGUUGUGAUUGAAAACCGCUACAUUGUUUUGAUCGGAGGAUGGGAUGGUAAAGUCCGCACAAGUGCUGUGUACAUAUAUGAUACAGAUAAACGAAAGUGGACUAUGCCGCAAGUCCUCGGCUUCUCUGAUCAAGGUGGCCUUAGUGCACACACAGCUUCGUUGUUAGCCUCGGGAGAAAUUCUCGUGAUAGGGCGCGAAGGCGGGCUUCACAUGCAGCGUCGCCAUGGUGACGCCUACAUUCUGUCAUGUGACGUGGAGAAGAGAGUGUGUAAGUAUUGUAACUACACCAGCUCAGUGUCUUCCAGAUCUGGCCAUACAACAAACAUUGUGGGGAACGCAGCGUACAUCAUCGGCGGACGCGGUGAUCAGCUGUUAGAGAGGCUGUUGCGAUUUUCACCGUCGUCAUUCCCUCCCUCCUCUGGCCCAAUUUUCUCCAAACUGUCAAACUUCCUUUGCACACCACUGACUAAAGUCCCGUGUGGUCGGAAAAAUCACAUCGCUCUCUCUGGGCCUGGGUUUAUUUUUGUUCACGGAGGGGAGACUUUUGAUGGGCGCAUCCGUGAGCCUGUAGGGGAGAUGUACCUAGUCACCAUCAAGCCCAGUGUCCAGUGGUUUGCUGUUCGAGGGCAGAGCUUAGGGCGAGCAGGCCAUGUGUGCUGCACUGAUGGGAAUCGUGUCCUCUUACAUGGAGGACUGACAGGCCGUGGACAAGUAUGUGGAGAUGUAAGAGAGCUGACAAUUAGCUGACCGCGAUAUAGAGGUGAUGACUGGCAGGUUCUGAAGAUGUGUGUGGAGAUAGAGGUGAUAAAUCUGUCAUACACUGAACUUUACAUGGCAUCCUCCUUUAUGUACAUGUGGAAAUCUUUGGUGUACAGAAUAAAUAAUGACAACAACUGCAUGUAUACAAUCCUGGGGCAUCGCGCACAAAGCAGUCGUAGGCGGAGUUGAG
Liolophura sinensis is the source of this 1162-nucleotide messenger RNA. RefSeq names its product kelch domain-containing protein 9-like. The record is from RefSeq and is a predicted model, not a curated record. Gene Ontology annotation, molecular function: cyclin binding. NCBI's taxonomy places the organism in Eukaryota, Metazoa, Mollusca, Polyplacophora, Chitonida, Chitonidae.